GACCUAACAUGCCUAAUGUUAACAGAGCAUCUGUUCCGGUAGCCGACCAGGUUGUGAAAAAUUACGGUCAGUGUCGUGUUUUUUAACAAAAUUUAACGCAAUCAUGAUGCAACGGUGCGUAUGGCGCCUCCAAAUGCCGCUGGCUCUGCGACGUGGCCUCGCCUCGGGGGAGGCUAAAAAUCAAGGAGUGUCACCAGAGGCAGAGCCAUUGGACUCCUUCGAGCGGCAGUACCUCAAGGAUCGCAUCGAGAUAUCGCCAUUCCAGAGGGUGAUCCUUGGAGCUGGAUCUUCCAUAGCAGCCUUGCUGGAUCCCAGACGCCACGACAUGAUAGCCUGUUUGGGAGAGACCACUGGCGAGGGUGCCUUGGAGAACAUUUUGGACACCAUGCAGGCCAGCGAGGAGGGACAACGCAUCAUGGCCGAGAAGCCCCGCAUCCACACCAGCACCAUUGACUUCAAGCUUCUGGAAAGCCUGCCAGCCGACUCCUUUGGAGCUGCCUACGUCAAGUUCUUGAAAGAUAAUCAAGUCACGCCAGACAGUCGCAUGGCGGUGCGGUUUCUGGAGGAUCCCAAGCUGGCCUACCUGAUGACACGCUACCGCGAGUGCCACGACCUGAUCCACACGGUUCUCGGCAUGCCCACCAACAUGCUCGGCGAGGUGGCGGUCAAGUGGGUGGAGGCUCUAAACACGGGUCUGCCGAUGUGCUACGGCGGAGCUGUUUUCGGCGCGGUGCGCCUCCGUCCCAAGCAGCGGCGUGCGUACUUGAAACACUAUUUGCCCUGGGCCCUGGAGAACGGCAAGCGGAGCAAGCCCCUGAUGCCCGUUUACUGGGAGAAGCGGUGGGAGCAGAAGCUCCAAGACCUGCGUGCCGAGCUUGGCAUAACUGUUUUAAAUAAAGUAUAACUUUUCUUAUUAUUUUUAAAAA
Messenger RNA from Drosophila ananassae, 926 nucleotides. It is a transcript of the gene Coq4, whose product is annotated as ubiquinone biosynthesis protein COQ4 homolog, mitochondrial. The record is from RefSeq and is a predicted model, not a curated record. Gene Ontology annotation, cellular component: mitochondrion; mitochondrial inner membrane. Gene Ontology annotation, biological process: ubiquinone biosynthetic process. Lineage: Eukaryota; Metazoa; Arthropoda; Insecta; Diptera; Drosophilidae. The coding region runs from base 104 to 904 and encodes 266 amino acids. The transcript is spliced from 5 exons.